UAGACUAUUCUGAAAAGGUGAUUUUGAGUCUGGAUUUGAAUGUGGGGAGAGAAUCACUGUUCCGGAUGGAUGGUGGGAGGGAGUUCCAGAGCUGAGGAGCAGAGCGGCUGCAGGCUCGGCCUCCCAUGGUACUGAGGCGGACAGGGGGCACAGUGAGCUGGAUGGAAGAGGAGGACCUGAGGGAACGGGCUGGAGUGGUGACAUGAAGGAGGUCUGGCACGUACUGAGGAGCAAGACUGUGGAUGGAUUUAAACGUGUACAGGAGGAGUUUGAAUUCAAACAUUCAACAUUGAAUUCAUACUUUUACUUAAGUAAGGUUUAAAUGCAGGAGUUUUACUUGUAGCAGAGUACUUUUACACUGUGUUAUUGCAAUGUUUAUUCAAGUAAAGGAUCACUUCAUAUUUCCUAUAUCUUCAUCAUUAUGUUUUUGGGAAAAGUAAUGUAUUUUUGUCAGCAGAGCGGUUUGGAUUAAAUACAGUAGGAAUUUCUCUCAGGCAGCAGAUCUACUUGAACGCCCCUUCCUAGCAUGUAUCACAUGCUGUGGUGGUUUCUCUGAGUAGAAGGUGACUCAUUCAUUCAGAUCGCACACCCAUUACAGUGAGAGACAGGGAGAGAGACGAACAAGCACCUAACAAGUGCCAAACUUGAGGCCACCCUCUCUCCUCCUCUCUCCUCCUCCUCGCUCAUUCUUUCCUAUAUGGGCACUGGGAUGGAUCUGUAGACAGUAACAGACUGAACAGAGCUGAGAUCUCAGAGCACCACUCGGAUCACUGACGGUUACGCAGAAAACUAACCAACAAGUCAUCACAUACUGAGAGCUUCCCAAAGAUAAGUACAAUGGCGACACCCAAAAACACUCCUAAAGGUGCAAACACCCCACUGUCCCCCAACCGCAUCACCCGGCUCCAGGAGAAGGAGGACCUGUCGAACCUCAACGACCGCCUGGCCGUCUACAUCGACAAGGUCCGCUCCCUGGAGGCCGAGAACGCAGGUCUACGUCUGCGCAUCACAGAGUCUGAGACGGAGGUGAGCCGGGAGCUGACAGGCCUGAAGGCGGCCUACGAGUCUGAGCUGGCAGACGCCCGUCAGACUCUGGACUCUGUGGCCAAAGAACGAGCCCGUCUGCAGCUGGAACUGGGCAAAUUGAGAGAGGACUACAAGGAGCUGAAAGCCAGAAACACCAAAAAAGAGUCGGAUUUGGCGGCGGCGCUGCUGAGGCUCAAAGACCUGGAGGCUCUGCUGAACUCCAAGGAUGCCUCCUUGACUACGGCUCUGGGAGAGAAGCGUAACCUGGAGGUGGAGAACAGGGACCUGAAGACGCAGGUUGCCAAGUUGGACACCAGUUUGAGCGAUGCCCGAAAGCAGCUGCAGGAUGAGAUGCUGAGGAGAGUGGACGGUGAAAAUCGCAUCCAGACCCUUAAAGAAGAGCUGGACUUUCAGAAGAACCUCCAUUCUGAGGAGCUACGUGAGACAAAACGGCGUCAUGAGUCUCGUAUGGUUGAACUGGAUAACGGACACCAGCAGGAGUUUGAGUGUAAACUGGCCGAGGCCCUGGCAGAGAUGAGGAACCAGCAUGAACUGCAGAUCAAGAUGUAUAAGGAUGAGAUCGAGAAAACAUACAACUCUAAGUUGGAAAAUGCUCGUCAGUCUGCAGACCGGAGCAGUCACCUGGUCGGAGCAGCACACGAAGAGCUCCAACAAACCCGGAUCCGCUUGGAGUCCACGUCAGCUCAGCUCAGCCAGCUGCAGAAACAGCUGGCAGCUCGAGAGGCGAAGAUAAGGGACCUGGAGGACGCCCUGUCCCGAGAACGAGACACCACACGACGUCUGCUGGGAGAGAAAGACAGAGAGAUGGCUGAGAUGAGGCAGCAGAUGCAGCAGCAGCUGGACGAGUACCAGGAACUGUUGGACGUCAAACUGGCCCUGGACAUGGAGAUCUGUGCCUACAGGAAACUACUGGAGGGAGAGGAGGAGAGGCUGCGUCUGUCCCCCAGCCCCCCUCCCACCAGAGUGUCUGCCAGUCGUACUUCUUCUGCCCACUCUCGGUCCGUCCACUGCAGCGCCCAGAGCUCGCCGGCCAAGAGGCGCCGACCUAACGACACCGACAGUGAGGCCUCCAGCUUCGCAGGCGGCGCCGUGGCCCGAACUCGCAUCACUCAGCAGGCGUCAGCCAGCGGACGGGUCACCGUGGACGAGGUGGAACUGGAUGGGAAGUACGUCCGACUCAGCAACAAAGCAGAUGAGGACCAAAAUUUGGGGAACUGGCAGCUGAAGCGUCAGGUCGGAUCAGGAGCAACCAUCACCUUCAAGUUUCCUGCUAAAUUCACCCUGAAGGCCGGACAGAGGGUGACGAUCUGGGCCUCUAAUGCUGGAGGAGUACACAACCCUCCAACUGACCUGGUGUGGAAGAACCAGCCCACCUGGGGGACCGGAGACCUGUUCCAGACCACUCUGAUCAGCGCCAAUGGGGAGGAAAUGGCAAUGAGGAAAGUCACUCGCACACAGUUUGAAGAAGAAGACGACGACAUGCAGGUGGCUCACAGUACUUGUGGUGACAGUGAGUACAACCUACGGAGUCGGACGGUGGUCUGUGGAUCCUGUGGACUUCCUUCAGAUAAAUCCAGUAACUGCUCUGUGUCCUCGGCCUCACGCUCGUUCCGCAGUGGAGGCAUCUCUGAGGGUUUACUGCCCCAGUCCUACGUGUUCAGCAGUAGCACACCACGCAAGACUGGAGCCAGAGUGGAGAACUGUCCGAUCAUGUGAACCCUUGGAUUUAUGUUAAAACAACCAAACUCUCCAUUAUUUUCAAUUAUUACUCGUUUAAUUACUAGUUGUAGUUAUUACAUUUGAUUAAAGUACUUUGGAAUAAUUUUUCAAGAUAUUACGAGGAAUAAAAAUGAAGUGAAUUUUACAUUGUAAAUAUGCAUGCUUAUGCAAUACAACAUUUUCUUUACUUUCAUGAUAUAAAUCACUUUUGUUUGUAUCAGUGAUCAAUAAAUUUGGGAUUUCAACCAGCCUUCAACUAGCAAAAAAAACCAUGAACCUACCAGCUGCUUCAACAGCCUUAAACCACUAUUUGGAGUUUAAUUUAUUCAAAAAUUUGUUUGCUUAAUUUGACAGUGUCACAAUGGCUGGUAGAUAAUCUUUUUUUUUUUAAAUUGUAUUUAUCGAUAAUUUGUGUUUUCAUUAUAGAAUCCAUAGACACAAGACCUUUGUGGUAACUCAACAUUUUGUUCCUGAACAUGGCUACAGCAUCCUAUGUACUAUUUCUGAUAUAUUAAUAAAGUUUUCUUAU
Sphaeramia orbicularis (orbiculate cardinalfish) is the source of this 3295-nucleotide messenger RNA. Its product is annotated as lamin-A-like. Gene Ontology annotation, molecular function: structural constituent of cytoskeleton. The record is from RefSeq and is a predicted model, not a curated record. Gene Ontology annotation, biological process: nuclear envelope organization; nuclear migration; protein localization to nuclear envelope. The transcript has 13 exons. Lineage: Eukaryota; Metazoa; Chordata; Actinopteri; Kurtiformes; Apogonidae. Bases 838 to 2763 code for a protein of 641 amino acids. Gene Ontology annotation, cellular component: nuclear lamina; nuclear envelope.